CUUUGUUUGGUCACCAAAGGCAAUCUGUGCCCAUUGUUCUGUAUUGGCCCCCGACAAUGUGGCUGGGUAGGAUCCUGUGGCAUAUAAAGGUCAACCUCAUCCACCGACCCACACAAUGGAUUCUUUCUUUACUACGGACUCCGUCGAGCUCAGCGUCCUUUUCGUGCCAACUCUCUCACCUACCACUGCCGACGUGUCCUCCGUCGAGAAUGGGUCUCCAGUUGACCUGGAGACACACAAGGGGCUCACGUCUGCAGACGCUGGCUUCUGUGUCAUUGCCUGAACUAUCUGUCCUGACACCCCUCAGUUUUAAACUUCGCGGGGGUUUGUGUUUUACAAUCGUUGGCUCGUUUUGAAUCGCAUCGUCUCUAUCAGCUCGAUUGCUUCGAUAUUUCCCGGCGCCCAUACCUACACUCACUCAUCCUCUCACCAGUCCCAUCUUUCUCUCACAAUCAAGCAAACUGUUUCCGUAACCAUUUCUCAUCUGUCAUUGGAUAUCCUGUAUCACUAUCAUUAAAACUAAAUUAUGUACUACGUGCUCUUGCAGAAUAGCGUAAACUGUGAUUGACCGAUCCCCGAACCACGAUUGCGCGUUCAUCCCGGUGCCAUCGACAACCGGAG
Messenger RNA from Mycena citricolor, 621 nucleotides. NCBI's taxonomy places the organism in Eukaryota, Fungi, Basidiomycota, Agaricomycetes, Agaricales, Mycenaceae. The record is from the annotation of a GenBank genome assembly.